AGUUCCAAGCAUGUUCCGAUGCGCUCAAACCAAGCAUCGAACUUUCUCCACUCAAACUUUCCCGGAAAAUCACCUCUCUUUCAUCCUCAGAAAAUGCAUUUCUCUCUUACAGUUAUGCGGCUCCUCCCAAUCCAAGUUGAAGCAAAUCCAUGCUUUCUCCAUCAGACAUGGCGUCCCACCCCCAAAUCCCGACUUCAACAAGCACCUCAUUUUCUCUCUCGUCUCCAUUUCAGCCCCCAUGUUCUACGCCACCCGGAUUUUCCAACAGAUUCAAGCCCCCAAUAUCUUCACAUGGAACACCAUGGUUAGAGGAUUUGCCGAAAGCGAGAAUCCCAGGCCGGCCGUGGAGCUGUAUUCCCAAAUGCACGCGGCGUCGUCCAUUCAGCCUGAUACGCAUACUUUUCCCUUUCUUUUUAAGGCUGUUGCUAAGUUAAUGGAUGCUAGAUUAGGCGAGGGGAUUCACUCGAUUGUUGUUAGAAAUGGGUUUGAUUCGUUGCGUUUUGUUCAGAAUUCGUUGGUUCAUAUGUACUCUGUUUUUGGGUUUGCUGAGAGUGCGUAUAAGGUGUUUGAGUUUAUGUCUGAGAGAGAUCUCGUGGCUUGGAACUCUGUUAUUAAUGGCUUUGCUCUUAAUGGGAUGGCGAAUGAAGCUCUGACCCUUUUUAAGGAAAUGGGUUCUGUGGGUGUGGAGCCUGAUGGGUUCACUAUGGUUAGUUUGUUAUCUGCUUGUGUUGAGCUUGGGGCACUGGCCUUGGGGGAGAGGGUUCAUGUGUAUAUGUUGAAGGUUGGUUUAGUACAGAACCCACAUGCUAGCAAUGCGCUUCUUGAUCUCUAUUCCAAAUGUGGGAACAUUGCACAUGCACUGAAGGUGUUCGACGAAAUGCAUGAAAGGAGUGUGGUUUCUUGGACUUCUCUGAUUGUUGGGUUGGCUGUUAAUGGAUUAGGAAAUGAAGCUCUUAGACUGUUUGGGGAGUUGGAAAGGAAGGGGUUGAAGCCUAGUGAGAUCACAUUUGUUGGAGUUUUGUAUGCCUGCAGCCACUGUGGGAUGGUUGAUGAAGGCUUCGAUUACUUUAGAAGGAUGAAAGAAGAGUAUGGCAUCUUGCCAAGAAUUGAGCACCAUGGCUGCAUAGUCGAUUUGCUGUGCAGAGCGGGCAAGGUCAGAGAUGCUUACGAGUAUAUUCGAAACAUGUCGAUCCCGCCCAAUGCAGUCAUUUGGCGGACCUUAUUGGGAGCUUGCACAAUCCAUGGCCAUUUGGAACUAGGUGAGAUCGCAAGAGCUGAAAUCCUACUAUUAGAACCGAAGCAUUGCGGCGACUUUGUCCUUCUCUCGAACCUUUAUGCAUCGGAGCGACGUUGGCUAGAUGUUCAAAACGUGAGGAGGACAAUGCUUAUGAAAGGAGUGAAAAAAACUCCUGGGUAUAGCCUUGUCGAGUUGAAGAAUCGUGUUUAUGAAUUUAUCAUGGGCGAUCGAUCUCAUCCUCAAAGUGAGGAGACAUACGCAAUGCUGGGGAAGAUCACGGAGUCGUUGAAAAUCGAAGGAUACGUUCCUCGCACGGUUAAUGUUCUUGCAGACAUAGAAGAGGAAGAAAAGGAGACGGCAUUGUCUCAUCAUACAGAGAAAGUUGCAAUUGCUUUCAUGUUGGUUAACACCCCACCAAGAACUCCAAUUAGAAUCAUGAAGAAUUUGAGAGUUUGUGCAGAUUGUCAUCUGGCAAUCAAACUAAUAUCCAAGGUUUUUGAACGAGAGAUCGUCGUAAGGGAUCGUAGUAGAUUUCAUCAUUUUAAAGACGGGUUGUGCUCGUGUAAAGAUUAUUGGUAAUAUUAGUAUCGUCUCCUUAUUAUAUAUCUCCAUUGAUGUCUGUAAUUUUUGUUUGAAGGAGAAUGAUGAUUCUAUAUUGUUUGAUA
Messenger RNA from Cucurbita pepo subsp. pepo (vegetable marrow), 1902 nucleotides. Its product is annotated as Tetratricopeptide repeat (TPR)-like superfamily protein. The record is from RefSeq and is a predicted model, not a curated record. Gene Ontology annotation, biological process: RNA modification. Gene Ontology annotation, molecular function: protein binding; zinc ion binding; RNA binding. Lineage: Eukaryota; Viridiplantae; Streptophyta; Magnoliopsida; Cucurbitales; Cucurbitaceae.